AUGUCGAUCAUGAACUCGUUCGUCAAUGACGUUUUCGAGCGUAUCGCUGCUGAGGCAUCUCGUCUGGCCCACUACAACAAGCGCUCGACGAUCUCGUCUCGCGAAAUCCAGACCGCUGUUCGACUGAUUCUUCCCGGAGAGCUCGCCAAGCACGCCGUCUCCGAGGGGACCAAGGCUGUGACCAAGUACACAUCAAGCAAGUAA
Messenger RNA from Ostertagia ostertagi, 204 nucleotides. The record is from the annotation of a GenBank genome assembly. NCBI's taxonomy places the organism in Eukaryota, Metazoa, Nematoda, Chromadorea, Rhabditida, Trichostrongylidae.